CGAGGAGGAAGAGGCCUUGCCCGGCUGGCCGUCCGGCGACCCGCGGCUGAGCGUCCUGAGCGAAAUUCUCCACCGCUUACGCAAUGGAUGAUUUGGACAGCAGCAACACGUUUAUUCAGAGGCUGGAUUUUUCCAGUUGUGGAGAAGACAAUGAAUUGGAAGAAGACAAUAGUAUGCGAGAGGAAGAGCAAGGAAAUGUGACCCCUCAGAAAAACUGGGCUUCUCAGAGCUGGAGAACUAACUGUCCUGUCCCGGUUACCCCACAGAGGCCACUAAACGAUUACCCCCGGACUCGCCCAAAGUCAUGGGCAAGUCCUGUGAGGGAACAUAAAGGAUCUCUGAGAGAGAAUGCUGUCUUUUCAGAAGAGUAUCCUGGAACUCCAUUGCACUACGUCACUUGGCAAAAGCUGCAGCUUUGUGAUACACCGCAUACUCCAAAGAGUCUCUUAACCAAGACGACUUUCCCUUCACCGGUGGGGAAGUUCCCCUCCAAAGGGAUGAGAAACUUGCGGUUCACUUCUUGUGCUGAGCUGGAGGAGCCUGUCUCAGCCUCAUUGGUUAACAUUAACCCAUUUACACCCGAAUCGUAUCGGCAAAUGGUUUUCCAUCCCUGUGGCAAAAGAAAAGCCAGAGGGGAAUUGGAAGAUCCCAGCCAAAGAGGGAGCGAAGUAGAGCAGGGGGUGCCAGCCAAGAGGUUUCUCCUGCGGGACAACAACAUGGUUUCCCGCUACAAGAAGGAGUUCCUGGAGCUGGAAAAAAUCGGUGUAGGGGAAUUUGGCUCCGUCUACAAGUGCAUCAAAAGGUUGGACGGCUGUGUCUAUGCCAUCAAGCGCUCCAAGAGACCCCUUGCUGGAUCUUCUGAUGAGCAAAUGGCUUUGCGGGAAGUCUAUGCCCAUGCGGUGCUUGGUCACCACCCCCAUGUGGUACGCUACUAUUCUGCCUGGGCAGAAGAUGAUCACAUGAUCAUUCAGAAUGAACACUGCAAUGGUGGGAGCCUUCAGGAUGUGCUUUUAGAAAACUCAAAGACUGCCGAUUACCUCAAAGAAUCUGAGCUGAAGGAAAUCCUCCUGCAGGUCUCCAUGGGGCUGAAAUUUAUUCACGCCUCAGGCCUAGUUCACUUGGAUAUCAAACCCAGCAAUAUUUUUAUUUGUCGCAAGCUGGUUGGAUCUGCUGGUCAGGAAGAGAGUGACAGUGAAGAAGACGGAUUUGCCUCUUCUAAUGUGGUAUAUAAAAUUGGGGACCUAGGACAUGUGACAUCAGUGACCGAUCCUCAUGUGGAGGAGGGGGAUAGCCGCUUCUUGGCCAACGAAGUCUUGCAAGAGCAAUACUGCCAUCUGCCUAAGGCAGACAUCUUUGCCCUUGCAUUAACCAUUGCACUAGCAGCAGGCUGUGCACCUCUGCCCCACAACGAUACCAUGUGGCACCACAUCCGGAAAGGCAACCUGCCACUUAUCCCUCAACAGCUUUCACAUGGCUUUACGGAACUGCUCAAGCUUAUGAUUCAUCCUGAUCCAGUUGCCAGACCUUCAGCUGCUGCGUUAACCAAACACCCUGUCUUACGGCCUUCUCUUGGCAAAGCCGCCCAACUUCAGAAGCAACUAAAUGUGGAGAAGUCCAAAACAGCGAUGCUAGAAAGGGAGCUGAGAGCCAUCCGUUUUGCUCAAACCUUCAGAAAGGAUCCCUCUUUGGAACCUACCAAGCCUGAAGCUUCUGGAGCCGGUUCAAAGCACCAGAGUGGCAAGAAGCGCCUGGUGGGAGGGAAAAGCGCCCGGUCAUUCAGCUAUACUUGCGGUGGCUACUGAAGAGCGAGCUGUUCGGGUUUCUUCAAGCCGCUGGAACAUGUUCCUUGAAGCAGAGUCUCUUCUGAUGAAAGGCUCAUAUGCAGUGUGUUUGUCAUUACAUUCAUGAUAAGCAAACUGAGUACUGAUCUCUGAUCAAUUAGUAUGAAAACAGCUGUCCAUUCUGCUUCACCAGCCUCGUCUCCUAUAUUCUGUCCUAGGAAACUAGGCAGUCUAUGCACCCCUAGAUUAUGAAAGGAGCCGUUUGUUUUCUCUAGCUUUGUUUAAGCUAUUUUAAGGACCCCUGGAUUUAAUACUCGGCAUUGAGAAUGACCACUAGUUAUGGGUAGGGGAAUGCCUGUUGGUCUGUAUGUAGUUUGUUUGAGGUGGUUUUAUUUUCAGCUCACUGUAGCAAUACUGCCAUUUGUCUAAGACAGACUUCUUUGCCCUUGCCUGAAGAGUCAAAGGAAGUAAACUGGGCCACAGCAUACUUAAUGCAGAAGUUCUAAUGAACAAGAUCCAUCAGAAACGAAUGAAGUAGCCUCAUGCCAAGGGGUGUUAAGGAAAACAUAACCUGAUUUGGGGGAAAGUUGCUUCCAUUUGUAAUUUUUCUUCCUUUCCCCUGUUAAUUCUAAUAAUGGAAAAAUAUCAGGCAACCUUGUCUUUAAAGACUUUUUUUAGCCCAGGGUAGAACAUCUCUUUUAUUCCCAAUGUGGUAAUCAAUGACUGACUUGCUAACAGGUGUAGGCUCUGUCUACUUGCAUGCGUCUUGAGGGUGGGGGUGUUAGUGCGUGUACGUGUUUGCGUGUGGACACAAUGAAGGGAGACUAAUUCUUUUAGAACUCCUCAGUUUCCUGGGGAUUACAUUAUGUAACUGUUCAUAAUAAAAUAAAGUAAACAUGCCCCAUGUGGUGUAGCAUCUGAUAUUGUCUCAUGAACACCCCCCUGCUGCUCCGCGAACGAGCCCAGUCUUAGAAGCUUCAUGUCUUCAGA
Molecule: messenger RNA, 2771 nt
Organism: Eublepharis macularius
Lineage: Eukaryota; Metazoa; Chordata; Lepidosauria; Squamata; Eublepharidae
Gene: WEE2
Product: WEE2 oocyte meiosis inhibiting kinase
Exons: 12
Coding region: 84-1802 (572 amino acids)
Biological process (GO): mitotic cell cycle; protein phosphorylation; regulation of meiosis I
Cellular component (GO): nucleus
Molecular function (GO): ATP binding; magnesium ion binding; non-membrane spanning protein tyrosine kinase activity
Source: RefSeq, a predicted model, not a curated record